Chaetomium globosum CBS 148.51 is the source of this 1377-nucleotide messenger RNA. RefSeq lists its product as uncharacterized. Bases 1 to 1377 code for a protein of 458 amino acids. NCBI's taxonomy places the organism in Eukaryota, Fungi, Ascomycota, Sordariomycetes, Sordariales, Chaetomiaceae. Gene Ontology annotation, cellular component: plasma membrane. Gene Ontology annotation, biological process: zinc ion transmembrane transport. The transcript is spliced from 8 exons. Gene Ontology annotation, molecular function: zinc ion transmembrane transporter activity. The record is from RefSeq and is a predicted model, not a curated record.
AUGGCCCGGCUUUCCUCUCCUCUCCGGACCGCCGUCCUUUACGGCCUCCUGGCCGCCACUGGUGUGCCUAUCGCACAGGCUGUUUCUCCGACCGCCCAACCAGUCUACCAAAGGGCGCCCCACGUGGACCCCUCUGUCUCAGACCCUAAUCCGGCCACUAUCACUGCUGUGUCAAAAUGUCAUGAGCAUGGCACAGUCCAGUACUGCAUGGCCCCUACCGGCGAGGUACAGGUCAUUGCCGCCGCACAAACCGACGGGCCAACCCCGACCACCCAGGACACCCCUACCAGCAUCACGGUUGUGUCAGAAUGCCAUACCCAUAGUACUUUACUUUACUGCAUGGGUGGGACAGUCGAGUAUGAAGUUCACACCACUAUAACGGCGACCCAGGAUAUUCCGCCGGCUUUCACCGGGUGCCACAGCCACGGGACCGAAACCUUCUGUAUCGGCCCCAACGGUGACGAGGUGGAACUCCAUGUCGCCGGAGAAGAGGAGGGUGGGCAGGACGAGAGCCAUCCCGAGGGGCAGGACUGUCAUUUCCAUGCCGGUAUCGAGCACUGUACUGGCGUGGAAAACACCUGCGAACGCGUCGACAGGGACUACAACAUCAAUCUCCGCGUCGGCCUCCUCUUCGCCAUGCUCGCUACCAGCUCCAUUGGCGUCUUUACCCCAAUCCUGAUGGCCUCCUAUGUCUCACCCAAUCAUCCCGUUUUCACCGUCCUCAGGCAAUUCGGCACUGGCGUCAUCAUCUCGACCGCUUUUGUUCACCUCUACACACAUGCCAACCUCAUGUUCACCAACGAAUGUCUCGGCGAGCUCGAGUACGAGGCUACCGCGGCUGCCAUCCUCAUGGCUGGUAUCUUCCUGUCCUUCUUGGUUGAGUACUGCGGGAGUCGUCUCGUCCAAUGGCACGAGGCCAAAGCCAAGCCCAGCACGGUCGAGGCAGUCGGCCAUGGUCAUGCCGCACCUGAAGCCCGCACCGACAUGGUCAACAUUGCUGUCCUGGAAGCCGGCGUCAUCUUCCACUCCCUCCUCAUCGGCCUCACUCUCGUCGUUGCGGGCGACACCUUCUUCCUCACUCUCUUCGCCCUCCUCCUCGCCCUCGCCUUCGCCAUCGUCACCCCCCUCGGCAUGGGCAUCGGCAUCGGCGUGCUGCAAAACUUCAACGGCAACGACCCGGCCACCAUCAUCGCCAUUGGCACGCUGGACGCCUUCUCGGCCGGCAUCCUGGUGUGGGUCGGGGUGGUGGAGAUGUGGGCGCACGACUGGAUGUUGGGCGGCGAGAUGACGCGCGCGGGGCCGGUGCGCACGGUGUUGGGGUUGGGAGCGUUGGUGGUGGGCAUGGCGGUGAUGAGUUUGUUGGGGAAGUGGGCGUGA